GUAUUUACCACAUGAGGAUCGAUGAGAUUUUUGUACAAAGGCUUUACUCUCCUUUUAAAACAGAAUUAACAUGGAUUUUUGUUUCAUAUGAAUGUCUGACAGUUUAUACAUCUAGAGACUGUUUAACCGUAGCUCUUUACUCUACAUCCUGUCAGUAAAGUAGAGACUGACUGGGAUAUCUGCUAAACAGAACAUGUAACAUGUAAUCUGGCAAUUUCUAUAUUCCAAACAUUAAAAAAAAAUAUUAUUCCACUCAGGUUUCAAUUCACUUUUAGUUGAUUGGAAAACUGAGUUGUUAAAAAUCCCGUUGGAGAGAUUAGGAAUGUAUGACAGAAUUGAUAUAUCUGAUUAUGUGCGAUUCAAAUUAAUCUUGCACACUAAAUGUUAUUAGGUCAGUGCCUCGCACAACAGAGUGGGGCUCAGGCACAUCUGACUGCUUCAGAAGGACAGAAUUAAUGUUCAUCACAGGCCAGAGGGAGGCAGUGUAGUCUUCCAAGUCAAUCUUUUCUUACACUUGAAUAAAAGCCAGACCUAGAAUCAGUCAGGCAAAUAAAGAAGGAAGGCAGGUAGGAAGGUAGGAAGGCAAAUGAACCUGUACCAUUAAUAUGUUUCACACCUCACACUCUAAUCGUUCUCAGUCUUUGUUCUCAUUCUUGUAGAUUCACUCAUGUCUUUGUCUCUGUGUGUGACUGCAUUCCCAGGAGGGUGUAUCAGGGUAUACAGUGCCAUCUCCAUGCUUAGUGUAUUUAUAUCCCCCCCAAUCCUUCCUCUCCUCCCACCGCACAGGAAAAUGAUCUCUAUUUAAAACACCAUCUGCAAAUACCAUCCAGGGCACCGUAACGCUCCCAAUAUAACCUCGCUGCGCAGCCAGCUGAGGGGUCCAGUCAGCGGACUCAGUCUGAGCUGUAAAGGGUGUGACAGGCUCCCACUCCGCUCUCUGGAUUUGUGUUUUCUUCGAUGUCUGGAUGGACACCAUGAAGAGAGGAGAAGAUUCAGAGGAAGUAGAGAUUGACUUGGGGGACUCCAGCGAAACUGAUGAAUUUGAUAAUGGGGAGGAACCUCAGAUGCUGUGGAGGGCCCCUCCUGCUCCGGAAGAAGAGGAAAACAUUCACACGUCAGCGCUCGUAGAAAUCAGUGAUACCAAACCUCUGAUUAACGUCAGAGACCCUCGAGGAAUCAAUGACUGUCUCAAGGUGACGUUUGAGGAUGUGAUUGCCGAGCCGCCGCCGGUGCGCAGUGGGGACAGAGUGUGGAUCUGGAGUCACGCCCUGUUUGAGGUGUCAAGGGUUUGGAUCUACAGGAUAGUCACGGUGCUUCUGGCCGUUCCCGUGUCAAUAAUCUCUGGUGUUCUCUUCGCCAUCUUCAGCUGCUUCCACAUCUGGAUGGUCGGUCCUUGUGUCCAGUGCCUCUCUAUUGGCACACGCUGGCUGCAGAACUUAUGGAACAUUGUGCUGGACGUCAUAGUGCGUCCCGUCUUCUUGAGUGCUGGGAGAUGCUGUGGAGGCUUCAGCAUUCACCUGGCCAAAGAAUGACACUCACACAUCCAGACUGGUAUCAAACGUCACGUGCACUGGUGUUCUAGAGGACUUGAGCCCAAGUGGGCAUCGAUACUGGAAUCUUUAAAAUAAUGUUUUAUUGCAACUACAGUUAGAAUUGAAAAUUUUUGUGACAAUUUUAAACAAUAAUAUGGACCUGACGCUGUGGCAUAGUGAUGCUAAGCUCAAUCCAUGUGUGUGAAAUCGGUGUCAUGAGGCCAAAAAGAGAAUCAGAGUAGUAGUUGGGUUACGACUCUGGACUUUGAAGUAAUUUCAAUGUAAUUUGCUAUCCAAACACAAUUUCAUCUUUUUUGUCAUGGUAUUUGGGUUUGGUGUCAUAUUUUGUUCAUUUUCUACACAGGCCAGUUUCUAGACUGCCUUGAUUGGGGGGGGGGCACCAACUGCUACUGUUUUGAGUGCCAUGAUGUUUUUUUGUAUUCCUUCCAGUCCAUGAUGCCAACCCAGACGUAAGCAUCGCAUAUUCGCCAUGGUUCCAUCGGCAAAGCUCUAACAGGAAUUCUUUUUCUGUAUUGACAAAGAAAACAAAUUCUGUGGCCAAAAAAUGACUGAUGUAUGUCUACUAACAUAUGUUCAAUUGAAAUUUGAAGCUACAAUGUAAGUGGCAUUUUUUAUUUUAAACUCACCUCCACCUCUCCGUUGCAGGAAGACAACUUUAUCAAUGCCCAAUUCUAGUUAGUUAUCUAAUAUUAAAUGGAACCUAACCCUAAAUAUUGCGCAACUGGUAGAUAGAAAUUUCGAGACAUGGAAACAACACACGCUUUUGAUAAUCCCGGUGAUGCUAUAAUCACCAGCACCAAAACAUGGACAUAUCAAUGCACAACCCCAUAGCAUUAAAAAAAUAAUAAAAAAAAAAAAAUAAAACAGCUGUUCCAUAAUAAAAAACAUCUUGCCAUCAUUCGUUAUCCAUGUCUACCUCUUCUAGCUGAAGCUGCAGUUGAUUUUAAAAACAAAUCAGUCGGUUUGCAGCCUUUUUCACCGUCAGCCAACAGUGCUCUCUUAGAUUUCUCUCUUUUUCUCCGCUCCCCCCUUGUGUCACUUGAUGAGUGGAGGUAGUUUUGUGUUAUUUCAAACCAUGAACGUUUUUGAACAUCCGAAAGAAAUUUCGCCACAAAAGAAGACUGAAAGUUCGUAACUGCAGAGAGUAACCAUGACUGUGAUAUAGAGACUUGUAUGUGGUAUUUAAAGAGUGAUCAAAUGAUGCAAUGUAUGAACAUGAAAAGGUUGGAGGGAUUGCAUAGUCAUUUAGUCUUAGAAUAACUCAGCCUGCAAAUGUUUAAGUUUACCAGUUUGCUAUAGUCUCGGCGGCAUGGGCUGGAAGAUAAUUAUCUUAUUUGGGUUUUGUUUUUUACCUCGGAGUGGCCAACGCUCUCUUAUUCCUAUCGUAUCUCGGUUUGUCGAACAUACAAUUCAUCCAAUCCAACCAACGAACAAAGGCAACGUGCUGGCCAAUUACAGGUGUUGGGGGGCGGGUCACUGAGUCAUACUCAUGAGAGGAAGACGCUGUUAGAGCGUGACGGUCAUGUUCGACUCACAGAGUCGCAAGUUAGCCGAGGUGUUAGGUAUAGAUAUUCGUAUUUUUUCCCCAAAAAAAUACGCGGACAAGAAGUGACGAUGCGAACGGGAGCGAACAGGAAGCAGCGAUAUUCACUUCUACUGGAAACGUAAGCACUGAAGUUAACAGUAACACUGGCGUAAACAUUCAUGCUAGGAGAGGUAGCUACAGCAGCUAGGUAGCACAAGGAGCAGCACCUAGCAGUGUAAUUCGUCUGCAAGAAACGUGAGUGACGACGUCGACAACAACAACAACAACAACAACAACAACAACACAGAGGUUCACAGCAACAUUACAGCUGCGAGGAACAGCAACAGGCCAUUGAGCUUACUGACCUGGGCACGGAAGAUCCCCAAAGACGACUCAUGCAGAGCUUUCCUUCGCGCCUUUUCUCGGGGAAAAAAAGGUCAUUCUGCAGUUCCUGGUUUGGAAGCUUUCCCUGGCUGGAGUACUUAGUUCAUGCAGAUGCUGCAUACUGCUAACCAUGCAGAAUGUUUCAUUGACCCAGACACAGUGAUCAAACUUUGAAUGUAAUUGGUUUCCACGACUGGAAACAUACAUGCAAUGGAAAACGGAAAGGGACUAAACAGGCAUGCUGCAUCCAAAGAGCACCUGACUUGUUGAGGCCAUGUGGAGGAACAAGGAAUGACGACAAUUCAGGCAAGUAAGGAAAUCUCAACACUUAUUAACACUGAUCAACUGCAGCACAACAGAUAUGAUCUGUCUGCAAUUACUGAUGUCACGGAGUUCCUUGCUGUGAACCAACUACCCUUUAGAGGUGACCACGACACAUACAGUGCUAUGAAUAAGGAUGGAUGUGGGCUAUUUGUUGUCUCUAUUUGUAUGUCUCUAUCAUCAGUCAGGUGUAUGAUGGGGCCUCGCUCAUGUCAGGUGAACAUGGAGGGGUACAGAAACUGCUGCAGCAAAAACUGGACAGAGAGAUACAAUAUGUCCACUGUUAUAAUCAUCAUCAGGAUUUGGUGGUCAUCCAUGCCCUGGCGGUUGAAAAGGCCGUGAUGGACUUCUUCAGAUUUUGUAUUUUGAAACAGUUCCAGAGGCCACUGGAAGCAAUGCCGACCGUCUUGACAGCAUUUAAACACUGCCUGACUUUUGGGAAAAUUCAUUUUCCACUAUUAAAAAUGUCUUCACAGAGCAUCGCCAAACCAUGCUUCAUCAACGCAAGGCCAACCUGAUCCAGUUGGGAUUUGAGAAGGACUUGACUCAAAUAUUUAGGAAUGAGGGGAAGGACAUUGUUUUAAGAAGGUUUCACACAGUCGCCAAUCUACUAAAAGUGGUUAAACCUUUGUGUAUCUCUCUCUCACACACACACAGAUACACAAACUUAGGUCACUUGUAGGCAGAAGUGUAACACUGCUUUGUUCUGCUCCUUGUGCUCCCUAGCUGCUGUAGCUACCUCUCCCAGUAUGAAUGUUUACAUCAGUGUUCAGGUUGACAUCAAUGCUUCUGUUUCCAGUAGAAGUGAAGCUGUAUGGUGCUAUGCAUGCCACAACCCCUGUUGCUGGUCUUCUUGAAUAAGUGCUUGAGUUGAAUAAAUGGACACAGCACUACACUAUUGUGUUUGUUUGUUUUUAGAUUUUUGGAUGAACUGCCUCUUUUUAGUAAGAGGAAAAUUAUAUCUCUCCACUGUAGGAGUGGUCACAGAGCCAUUGUUCAGCCUUAAGCACAUAAAAUGUAGGUUGAAAAGGUUUGCCCCCCUGAAAAAAUGUAAAGCCCCCCUUAAAUUUUUUUCUGUGGCUGGGUCUGGUUUGUUAACUUACAUUUUGCCCCACCACCAAAUUUACCAAAUUGAUCGUGGUACAUGUGAAGGCAGGUCGAAAUAUGGUGGUGGGGCAAAAUCUAAGUUUCUUUAUAAUCUGUGACAAAGCAAUUUUGUAAACAGCUCUAUAAAAAUAAACAAAUCUUGACUGAUUGAUGCUAUAAUAUUGUGCACCACUUUCUCACUCUUUGGAAAGUGUGUGCCUGCCUGAUGCCGGCACCCUCAGAUUAGCUGCUGUCGGAGGCUCUGUCCCUGGGAAGUAAACAGUGGCUUAACCUUAAUAUGAAUUUACGGGUAAUGGAGUCCCCUCUUACUAACAUGUGUUGUUUAAUCCUGUCAGCAGGGUGGGGGGCUCACAGGCCAACAUGGCUAACAGCGGGGCUAGCAAUGACUGAAAGUUGAAACCUCAGAUUUGUGGAAAAAAAGGACAAUUGACUAGCUGACAGCUGCUGUUCAUAGUCUUGCUACUAGCCUGGAUAAAGUCUAAGCUGCCCGAAACAGAAAGGCCUUGGAGGACCAUAAAGUCAGAGACCCAUCCAUGGAGGAGGCUGUUGGAAAGACCCCCACUCAACAAAUGGUUCAGUCCAUCCCCACCUGACCACAACAGCUCCAAGGGGAAAUGUUUUUUGACCAGACAAGUCUCCAAAACCUUUUUGCCAAGCUGUUUGAACUGGGAGGAUUUGCCUUUCUCUUAAAGUCUGACAGAGUUUUUGUGUGAGGAAAACAAAAGAUGUAGACAUUGUUUGUGAAACAAAGCCACAUCUAAAUGUGCAAAAUCAGAAACAGCAAAAAACAACCUGGAAAUCAGAUCACAAGUCAAGAACUCACCAAUUACCUCAUCUCCUGUUUGUCAAACUAACACAGAGAUAACUUUUGGCUGCAACUGUCAUUUUCUCUUCCCCCGACUGCUCUCCACUUGAUCGGCUGUAACGUAAGUUUGUUAGUGAUUGGGUACUGCUGCUGCAUCCAAGGACCAAAUUAAAAUAUCAAAUUCUUGA
Messenger RNA from Acanthopagrus latus (yellowfin seabream), 5883 nucleotides. RefSeq lists its product as uncharacterized. Bases 966 to 1532 code for a protein of 188 amino acids. Gene Ontology annotation, molecular function: molecular adaptor activity. The record is from RefSeq and is a predicted model, not a curated record. Gene Ontology annotation, biological process: caveola assembly. The transcript has 5 exons. NCBI's taxonomy places the organism in Eukaryota, Metazoa, Chordata, Actinopteri, Spariformes, Sparidae. Gene Ontology annotation, cellular component: caveola.